AUGAAAACGAGAUCUAACACCAAAGUUAAAGCAGCUCCUGCUGUGGUUAAGGCCACGACGCCUUUGAAGAAGCUCAAGAGAGAGCGGGAAGAUGAUUUGGAGAACCGUAAGAAGGACGUGACUGAGAAGGAACAAUCUGUUUCGAUGGAGAUGAUGAAAGAAUUAGCUGAUCGUAUGCAACGGAUGGAAGAAAAGAUUGAUUUGUUGAUCUCAUCGAGUCGUUCGAGUAAUGGAGUUGCUGCAGCUGUUAAAACUGGCUCCGUAAAAGCCGAGCCAGAACGCAGUUCGUCUGAUGAUGAGCCUUCCGAGAAAAAGGCUGAAGAAGAUACCAAGACUCCUAGAGAGGAAAGCACUAGUGAUGAUUCUAGCGAGGAAUCUGAUGAAAAAGAGAUUGCUCGUUUUGGCCCUAGUCGUGGUCUUUUCGUCGGUGGUCGUUUUCGCGGUGGUCGUUGUGGCGGUCGUCGCCUUUGUUCAACUUGUUGA
Molecule: messenger RNA, 483 nt
Organism: Microthlaspi erraticum
Lineage: Eukaryota; Viridiplantae; Streptophyta; Magnoliopsida; Brassicales; Brassicaceae
Source: the annotation of a GenBank genome assembly